ACGACCUUUGACCGGACGCGUCGAGGUUUUGUGCAACUCGCGAGUCGCCACAGUCGCGUCUGCCUUCCAGCCCAGCGUCUCUUGCCCACUAUUCGCAGAAUGGCCCGUGCUACUCGUUCGAGCGGUCAAGCUGACAAGGACAAACUUCAGGAGCCUCCAGCUUCGCCCCGCAAAACAGCCUCAAAAAAGCGGAAGCGCAAUUCUGACAACGAUGACCCCUCCGUCCCAAAGCAACCGCGCAUCGACGGCAGCCCAGAACCAGAAGGCCCCCAGCCAGGCGUUUCAGAGACGUCGUCAACUGGUAGCGGUGAUAAAGCGAUUGAUGCCUCAGAUGCGCAGAAGAUCCUGGACGUUCUUGAAGUUAUCGAUACCCAGGGCCUUCUCGACCGCGUAUUCCCUCUAUCAGCAGAAACACUGGAGUCGGCGUCGACAGAAUCUGCAGCCAGUACAUCCGCAACGUCGCAAACCUAUUCUCUCCGCGCGCUACUGAAGAAUCCCUCUCGCUAUCCUCUGCGCGUUCUCCGCUCCGCCGUGCAGCAUCUCUUCCCCAUAUCCUCGCAUCCCCGCUCGUUACCUUCUUCCACCGUAGCGCAGCAGCUCCGGUUCUGCAACCUUGCGCUUUCGCUCCUCGACUCUGCUUCUAUCCACUCCUUGCCUCAAGUACUUGACGUGGAGAGUAUAUUCCCGACUCUCUUCAGUCCAUCAACAGAUGUUGAUGAACCACAAAGCGCCAAGACCGCCUCGGCAUCGCCUACGCUCGCUCGAAAGCGCAAAUAUGCUCUUGUGCAGCGACUGCCCACGGGUGAUUGGUGGACGUCGUUGAACUCGGAUUUUACACCUGCUUUCGCAGACGACAAAGCGUUGAAGGACUUGCCCGCGGGCUACGCCGAGCUCGCAGCGAUACUUCCUUCAGCCUCGACCUCGACGACGAAGACGGAAAAGACACUCGCAGCAUACGCCCCCAGACGAAGUAACGCAGCAUUGAAUCAGCUGCCUGGGCCGCGCCGUGUCAGCUGCGGGCGAUUCCUUGACUACGGACCAUAUGCGAGCUUCGCUCCAUCCUUCGAUCAGGAUGGUAUGGAAGUCGGACGGGAUGCCCUCGGCGAAGUCAUCUGGCAGCGGGAGGAGAGGACACGUCUGCGCAGUCUGGUCAAGGGCAAGCAAAAGGCUCUUCCGCCAUCCGUGAUCGUGGAGUCGAGCCGCAUUACCGAGGGCCAAAGCGACGAACACAGGACAGAGGAGAAGGAGGAGCUUGAUACAGCGCUGGAGUCAUUGUUACCUCGUGAUGAAGUAGCAGCAAUUAAGUCUGCUUUGGGCAGUUUGGAGUUAGAGGAGGCCGUGCAACAGCUACUGGACAAGAAUGCAAGAGCGUUGCAAAGGCUACACAGGAUGCAAAGGGAGCGACUCGGAAGGGAGAGAGGCGUGUCGAGCACCGUAGAGGAAGGGUCAGAGGAGUGGACGACGGCCCAAGCCAUCAUAGAUUCGUUGACAUUGCUGGCCUCAUUGCGGCCCCGCUCGUCCUCUGACGAUGGGAAAGAGCCCCCGCUCGUUCCGCCUCCGUCUGUCCUGCACGCUCUCCAGCGUACCCUGCCCAUCGGAGCGACCCAGGGCUGGUAUGGGACGCUGCCGGCGGGUCACACCACUGCUCUCAAGGAUGACACAACGGUCAAGCUGAAGCCUGGUGUCACUGUGUCGCCUGCGACAACAGCAACAGCCGCUGCUGCGGCCACUACGUUACCCACGAAAACCUCGACUACGCCGUAUGCAGGGUACAACUAUCCCAACUAUCCGUCGCAAUACCGUGGAGGUUAUGGGACGUACACUCCUGGCCAGGCGAGCGGCUAUUACUCGAACUACCCCACAAUUCAGGGACAGACGGCCCCAAGUACACAUUAUCCGAGCUCCCAGUACAACGCGAGCGGCCAGUACGGAUAUGGCUCAUGGUACAAUUACCAGCAGAACCAGCCUGGCAGCACGACUGGUGGCUCAACGUCAGGCCGCGCCACUCCUCAGCAGGCGGCCUCGCCAACGAACGUGGCCGCCAACUACGCGAGCUUUUUCGCGUCGACAACUCAACAGCAAUCACAGCCGCAGCGUGCUGUGGCUAACACUGUCGCGAGUGUAGCUGCUGGGACGAAGAACUACCAAUCGGGCACGUACGCGGCUGGGCAAAGCGGCUACACUGCGCCAACGUUGCCUGCACAUCUUCGCUCAGGUACGGGGGGUUCGAGCACGCCUAUUAUGCCGCGACCAUCCACGCCUGGGACCGGCAGCGCUACCCCCGCUUAUUCCUCGCAGAGUUACUUUGGAAAUUUACCGGCUACUGCCCAGUCGGCCACGAGAUGAGAUAGGGAUCAAUUGGUUCCUUUACUGUAGUAAUCGACAGUUUUUCAUUUUCUCUAUACUUUGCAAGCACUUGUAGGUAUAAUGUCCCGGGUACCGUAUGGCAAUGUUGAUCUUUGGGACUCGCGAUAGUACAGAUACAUUGAGAUAUCUCGCGCCGUGAACAGUCGACCUGCAUACUCUGUUCGGUGCCGUCUAGGCUCCGCAAUCCACAGAUAGGACCGAAGAGCUGACAACCCAACACCAAGGCCCGCCGCAUCGCAUUGCAGCGAAGCCUCACUCUCACACGUCAAAC
Messenger RNA from Laetiporus sulphureus 93-53, 2638 nucleotides. RefSeq lists its product as uncharacterized. Lineage: Eukaryota; Fungi; Basidiomycota; Agaricomycetes; Polyporales; Laetiporaceae. The record is from RefSeq and is a predicted model, not a curated record. The transcript is spliced from 4 exons. The coding region runs from base 100 to 2346 and encodes 748 amino acids.